UCGUGGCAUGAGAGCAGACUGAAGAAGAGACGAGACGACGAAGAGGGUAGGAAGCUCCUGCUUUGACGCGAUCAGCGCACCGUCUAUAAGACCUCCCGCCACCCAAGCUCCCAGCUGUCCGAUCAGUCACCUCCUCUUCCGGCCUCCCGCCGCCGUUGCCGAAUUCUUCUUCUUUUAUGCCGCUCCGCUGCCGCUCCUACUUUUGCCUUGCAUGUCCACCGCCGCGGCGCCGCCGUCACUCUCCCUGCACCGCCCAGCGGUGACCGCCACCAGCACCAGAGUAGCCGCCGCGCCGCCGCCGAGCAACGCCGCGCACCUCGCCAGCCUCGACAAGCUCUUCCGCAACCGCGGCGGCGUCGAGAGCGCGGCCUCGCCCGCCGUCGCCGCUGCCGCACCGCAGAGGAGGCAGCAGCCGCUGCUGCGGCUCCCGUCCUUCUUCACGCGGACCGGGGCGAGGGGCCAGGAGCCGGCGCCCACGCUGUCGCCGCGCCGGCUCGAGCGCCUGCUCCAGCCCGUGGCGCCCGACGGGCCGUCGCCGCGCGGGGACAUCGCGGCGGCGUGGCGCCGCCUGCACGGCGAGGACGGCUGGCGCGGCCUGCUCGACCCGCUGCACCCGGACCUGCGCCGCGAGAUCGUGCGCUACGGCGAGUUCGUCGACGCCGCCUACGGCGCCUUCCUGUCCCGCCCCGACGCCGAGCCGGGCCGCCGCGCGCGCGUCCCGCUCCAGGACGCCGCGUACCGCGUCACCGCGCCGCUCUUCGCCACCUCCUCCGUCGGCCUCCCCACCUGGCUGGCCGCCGCCGCGCCGUGCGCCGGGCAGCGGACCAGUCUCGUCGGCUACGUCGCCGUCUGCGACAGCCCCGCCGAGAUCCGGCGGAUGGGCCGCCGCGACAUCGUCGUCGCGCUCCGCGGCACCUGCACCGUCCUCGAGUGGGCCGAGAACGUGCGCGCCGGCCUCGUCCCGGCCACCCACUGUGACACCGCCGCCGCCACCGCACCGGACACAUCCAACGCCAAGGUCGAAUGCGGCUUCUGGAACCUGUACAAGACCGCCGGCGACCGCUCCGCGAGCCUGUCGGAGAUGGUCGUGUCCGAGGUGCGGAGGCUUCUCGACAUGUACAAGGGCGAGGAGGUGAGCAUCACGGUCACCGGGCACAGCCUAGGCGCCGCCCUGGCCGUGCUCAUCGCGGACGAGCUCUCCGGCGGCAUCGCCGGCCGCGCGGGGGCGCCGGUGGCGGUGUUCUCGUUCGGCGGGCCGCGGGUGGGCAACCGCGCGUUCGCGGCGCGCGUGGAGGCCCGUGGCGCGCGCGUGCUCCGCGUCGUCAACGCGCACGACGUCGUGCCGCGCUUCCCGCCCGGCCUCCCGCUCCCGGGCUACGCCGACGUCGGCCGCGAGCUGCGCCUCGACAGCCGCGCGUCGCCGUACCUCCGGCCGGACGCCGACGCCGCGUGCUGCCACGACCUGGAGGCGUACAUCCACCUCGUCGACGGCUUCCUCGGCUCGCAUUGCCCGUUCCGGGACAACGCCAAGCGCAGCAUCCUGCGCCUCGUCAAGAACCAGGGCGGCAACGUCAAGCAGCUCUACAUGAGCAAGGCCAAGGACAUGCGCAUCCAGCUCGACGGCGGCGGCGCCGCCGACAUGGCCGGGUCUAUGCUUGGUCGCGUCGACAUGCCUGGCGCGGCGAGCACCGUGGUGGAGUGUGUGCACUGACGGACGGCCGCAACCGCAACUGCAACGGCGGUGCGAGCUGGUGUGGACUCGCGUACGUCGGCGCCCAAAAAGAAUUGUUUGGUCAACAGAUAACGAGGGUUGACUUGGGGGGAUUUUUUCAAUUUUUUUUGGUAUUUGGUCUCAACUUAACUUUUUACCAAGUACAAAGUGUUGUUGUUGGUUGGUGGAUCCGUGGACAUACCAAACAAUAGAAGUGGCAGGUACAUGAAAAAAAAACAUUGUAUAGAUGAACCUUAACUGAUUAGUUGAUUAAUACUAAUGGUGUUACAUCAUCUUAUAUCUUACAUGGUUGUGAAGCCACGCAUGGGCAUAUCUAAGCAUAUACU
Messenger RNA from Zea mays, 2058 nucleotides. Its product is annotated as phospholipase A1-Ibeta2, chloroplastic. The record is from RefSeq and is a predicted model, not a curated record. Bases 212 to 1711 code for a protein of 499 amino acids. Lineage: Eukaryota; Viridiplantae; Streptophyta; Magnoliopsida; Poales; Poaceae. Gene Ontology annotation, biological process: lipid metabolic process. Gene Ontology annotation, molecular function: glycerophospholipase activity. The transcript has a single exon.